Messenger RNA from Mucor mucedo, 2529 nucleotides. Its product is annotated as Pep3/Vps18/deep orange family-domain-containing protein. Gene Ontology annotation, molecular function: protein binding; protein-macromolecule adaptor activity. Bases 1 to 2529 code for a protein of 842 amino acids. The record is from RefSeq and is a predicted model, not a curated record. The transcript has 11 exons. Lineage: Eukaryota; Fungi; Mucoromycota; Mucoromycetes; Mucorales; Mucoraceae. Gene Ontology annotation, cellular component: endosome; HOPS complex. Gene Ontology annotation, biological process: endosome organization; organelle fusion; intracellular protein transport.
AUGUCUCUAUUAGAUGAUUACAUGGAGUCGUCAGAGGCGGCUCAUGGCACCUCAACUGUACAAUAUGGCGCAGAUACUUACAUUCCCACCAACGGUUUUGAUGGUCUAGAUAAUGUUCGAUUGGAAACAGGCUAUGUGUCGACAGGAUUCGGUCAAAUUGAGGAACCUAUUUUUGGCAUCGACUAUGUUCAAUUUCAAAUGCCUGCCAAGCUAGUGGAUAUGGCUGUUUCCAAUAAUAUCUUGAUUGUUGCCUUAGAUACCUUUCGUUUAUUAAGAAUUGAUUUAGAUAACCCUCUCGAAGUCGAAGAGAUUGAAAUAUCACGUAAACCCAGUGAUGGAAAAGUCAAGCAAAUCUUUUUUGAUCCCACAGGUCGACAUUUAAUCAUCACCACCGACCAUGGCGAAAAUUAUUAUCUUUAUGAGAAAUGGAGAAGAACCAAACAACUGCCUAAAUUUAAGGGCGUGACGAUCACUUCCAUCGCAUGGAAUAAACAAUCCACACUAACAGACCCAUCCACCCGAGAAAUCCUUAUCGGUACCAAAAAUGGUCUUAUUUACGAGACAUGCUUAGAACCCACCGACGAAUACUUUCGCAGAGAAGAAAAAUACUUUAAGCAAGUCUAUUCUAUUCAUGAAUCUACCAUGCCCGUCACAGGUCUUUAUUUCGAACAAUUCCCCGUCAACAACCGAAAGUAUUUUGUAAUGGCUACCACCACCACUAGAAUCUAUCAAUUUAUUGGCUUCAUCGGCCCCAACAGUGGCACGCAUUCACCUGCUGCUACCGGAGGUGGUUUUGGUGCUGCAGGUGCAGGUGGCGGUGAGGAGGAUCGUGGUGAAAGAGCCAUGUUUGAAAACCUCUUUUCCAAUUACGAUGUGAAUCCCGGCUAUCAGGAAUUACCGGGUGAAUUACCUCACAGUGAACUGCAUUUCUUUAGUCGAUUUCAUGAGUUGCAACAACAAGGUAUUGCUGAAUCUUUUGCUUGGCUGACAGGUCCCGGGAUCUAUCAUGGUGCCCUUGUUUAUGGAUCUCAAAACGUAGGUGAUAGUGUGGUGGAUGACGUUCAGCUGUUACAAUACCCUGCUACACCUUCCGACGAUGACUCUGGAAAAUUAGUAACAGAAAUUCCCAUUUCAGUUGCCCUGACCGAAUUUCAUUUUGUCUUGUUGUAUAAAGAUCGCGUACGAGCCAUUUGUCAAUUAAACGAUCAAAUCGUCUACGAAGAAAUGAUCCCUGUGGGACAAGGAGAAACCGUAAUCAGUAUGGCAGUAGACGAUAUUAAAAAGACAUUUUGGGUAUACACCACUUUGGCCAUGUACGAACUCAGUAUCAAUAACGAAGAACGCGAUGUAUGGAAACUUUAUUUGGAAAAGAAACGAUAUAAUUCUGCAUUAAGAUAUUGUAAGGAUCCUGCACAAAAGGAUAAGGUUUUUACAGCACAGGCCAAGGAUUAUUUUAGUCAAAGACGCUACAAGAUGAGUGCAGAGAUUUUUGCUGAUAGUACCGUACCUUUUGAAGAAGUUACAUUAAUGUUUGUUGAAAAAGGUGAAGUGGAUGCGUUACGUGUCUACUUAACUAAUAAACUUAAUCGGUUACGAAAGAAUGAUCAAACACAAAAAACAAUUGUGGCGACAUGGUUAGUCGAGAUCUAUCUGUCUAAAUUAAACGAAUUAGAAGAUCUGGCUUCGUCUGCCCAUUGUUCUCCUACACCCAACGAAGCCACGAGUUUGAUACCCAAUACAGAAGCUUAUUUCUUGGAACAAUUGGACGAUGUACGUGACGAAUUUAAAUCAUUUUUGGAAUCCUACAAUGGUAACUUGCACCGCCCCACUACCUAUAAAUUGAUUGCCAGUCAAGGACGGAACGAUGAAUUUUUAUUCUUCGCUUCCUUAAUUGGAGACUAUGAUAAAGUCAUUAGUCAUUGGAUUACAGAGAAGAAUUGGAGCAAAGCACUGACCGUCUUGAGUAAAGAGGCAGACCCAGACGUGUUUUACAAAUUUUCACCCGUCUUGAUGGAAAAUGAUCCUUAUGAGACAAAUCAAGCAAUACGUUACUUAUCUCAUGUUGUAACAUCUCUUAAUAAUACCGACCCUGCUAUUCAUAACUUCUUGUUGACAUUAUAUGCCACACAAAAAACCGCAGAUGAAACUGCAUUAUUGACCUUUUUGAAGAACGAAGGCCGUGAAAUGCAUUAUAACUUGGAUUAUGCAUUACGGUUAUGUACACAAAACGGCCGUACACAAAGUUGUGUUCAUAUUUAUAGUCAAAUGGGACUUUAUGAAGAAGCUGUUAACCUCGCACUCAAGAAUCACGAUGUAGAAUUGGCACGUAUCAAUGCUGAUAAGCCAGAAGACGACGAUGUAUUGCGUAAAAAGCUUUGGUUAACCAUUGCCAAACAUGUUGUGCAAGACAACAAGGAUAUCAAGACGGCACUUGAAUUUCUGAAGCAAAGUAACUUGUUAAAGAUUGAAGAUAUUCUUCCCUUCUUUCCUGACUUUGUAUUGAUCAAUGAUUUCAAGGUAGAUAUCUGA